Messenger RNA from Arabidopsis arenosa, 2196 nucleotides. The record is from the annotation of a GenBank genome assembly. NCBI's taxonomy places the organism in Eukaryota, Viridiplantae, Streptophyta, Magnoliopsida, Brassicales, Brassicaceae.
CUUCUUCUUCACACAAACCCUAACUUUGAUUUCAUCAUCAGAUUCUGAAACCGCGCCAUUGUUGUUGUCUCCGUAAGCUUCUCCUUCUGUCACUCCGUCGUUCCCCUGCUUCCUACUUGAUAAAGUUUGAAAGAUUAAAAGAAGAAUGAAGAUUGAUUUUUCUGAGACAGAGUGCAGCAACUGUUACCAGUGUAGCAAUCCAGGUAUACUCAAUACUCAAGAAUCCGAACCGAGAGAUAGGAUUGGCUCAUCCAUCACUUCAGUGCCGGUUAGUUCCGGACCAGUUCAAGCUCUUGAACAUGAUUCUCCCGCUACAGUUUCAACCUCAACAUCAUCUCCAGUUCAAAGUUCUUCACCAUUCAGCUUCGGAUCCACUCCUGCGGCCAUCACAUCCGUUAGUUGGGGACCAGUUCAAGCUCUUGGACAUGCUUCUGCUGCUGUUGGUUCAACCUCAACAUCAUCUCCAGUUCAAGCUCUUGGACAUGAUUCUGCUGCUACGGUUUCAACCUCAACAUCAUCUCCAGUUCAAAGUUCUUCACCAUUCAGCUUCGGAUCUACUCCUGCUGCCAUCACAUCCGUUAGUUCGGGACCAGCGCAAUCUCCUAUAUUUGGCGAUCUCCUAGCUACCUCUGGUUCCGGUGCGUCUGCCACUUCCACAUCCUCAACUUCAUCUCCACUUCACAGUUCUUCGCUAUUCAGCUUCGGAUCCGCUCCUCCUGCCAUCACAUCAGUUAGUUCUGGACCAGCGCAAUCUCCUGCCUCAACACCCAAAUUCGGGUUCAGUACAUUUGCUGCUCCUACACCACCUACAAGCGGGACAAUGCACGCGCAUAAUUCUGGUUCACUGUUUGGGAACAAUGCUUUUGCGAUACCUGAUGUUGGUAGCUCGCCAGUAGCUUCCUCCUCAACUACUACAGAAGUUUUUGGUGCAACUCCAGCGAUUUUUCCUUCACCUUUUGGGCCAAAGCAAGCUCCUGUCCAAGCUAGUGCAUCUAGCACUUUCACAUCCCCCCUAUUUGGUUGCGCCCCAGCAUCUCCGACGACUGGUACUUCGCUGUUCAACUCUGUUUUUCGUUCCAUGCCAGCAUCAUCCUCUUCCGACCUUUUCGGACAAAACCCAUCGACUACUGGUGUUGGUUCCUUGCCUGGAUUUGGUGUUGGUUACCUGCCUGGACCUUUCUCCAACCUAUUUAGAUCAAACCCACCAAAUUUUGGUGGUGGUUCAGUCGGUGCAGGUCCUCAACGUUUUGGUUUGAAUGGAGCUACUGUGUUUCCAAGAUCGCCUUUUUCAUCAUCCCCUGCAUUUAGCAACAAUCCCAACACUGGAUCCUAUCCUUUUGCAUCUCAUGAAUGGAGUCGCCCCACUGAACAAGGUAGUAGGAAUCCUGGUUAUGCGCCUACACAUGCCGGAGAAAACACAUCUGGUUGGAGUUUCCCCACUGAAAAAGGAAAAGGCGAAAUCUAUAUUUCCAUAUCUGCUUCCAAACCUUAUCUACAUAAAAGCCAUGAAGAACUAAGAUGGGAAGAUUACAAGCAAGGAGUCAAAGGUGGGUCGUUUCCUGCUGCUCCUGCCUCUCCCAUAGGCUCAAGGCCAAACUUUGCUUUUCCACCAACAAAUGUGUCGCCAUCAAUAUUUGCUCCACCACCAACUGUGUCACCAUCAAUAUUUACUCCUACAACUGGUGUUGAUUUUCGUGCCUUCCCUGGUGUAACAACACCUUCAUCUAGCAUUUUCGAUCAACUUAAUGCGCCUUCCACUGUUUUCGGUCGCCAGUUUCCGAGCUCUAUUUCACCAUCCUCCACAACAGUUCCUCCCUUUAACUCGAGUGUUCAGAGACCCCAUGAAACCACAACUAUUUCUCCCCCAGCACAUGGAUGCACUGCAUGUGGAGCAACGAGUAGCUCCUCUGCUUCUGGUCAUUUCACCUUUAAUGGUGCCACAACUCCUCCAUCAGCUGCUACAACUCCUCCCGGGUUAUUCUUUCCUAGCACUGGUUUUGGUCCUAUGAUGUUUGGUACACCUCUUGCUGUUCAAGGCACAACUCCAGCACUUCAAGCCUAUCCUAUUCAAGGUUACAUUCUUCUCCCGUUCGCCGCCAUGAGUCUGCAGUAAUUUCUUUACUCUCUGCGUCAAACUCUUUCUUCCAAUGUGUAGGACUAAGUCUAUGUUUUGAUUAAGAAACACAAAAACAAUUG